AUGGCUGUCUCGAAUCUCAUAGUGUCCUGCACUAUCUUCGCCCUGAUCCCGAUCAAGAUAUAUGUCAAUUUUCGACAGGUGGUUCUCUCAGAACAGCAUGAAGGUGCUAAGCUCUUAAUACUCCUUCAGAAGGAUGGUACCCUACAUCUAAUGACAAUAUUAUUCAUCGACAUCACAAGACUGGCAGUCCUGAACAGUCAGACGGUCGUAGGAUCGAUGACAUAUAUAGUGGAAGCAUUUAUCAGCAUCCUGGUAUCAAGAUUCAUCCUCGACGCUCGUACUGUCUAUGCCCAGGAUCAGGGCGAAACGACAUUGGGCGAUCAAACGACACUCCAGUUCGCCAAUAGACAGGAUGACAUGUCCGAUAGCGCUGAAGAGUACAAUAGCCAAUCCAGGAUCUCCACAAUCCGCAUUGGGUUCGAACCGUCUCAAUUUGGGCAAGAGACUCUCGUGUCUAGAGUUCAUAUCAGAAAUGCCAUUCAGAGUAUAAAAGACUCGCUGGCAGAGGAUGAGGACCCCGGCAUAUUUGUGUAG
Messenger RNA from Fibroporia radiculosa, 534 nucleotides. RefSeq lists its product as uncharacterized. The coding region runs from base 1 to 534 and encodes 177 amino acids. NCBI's taxonomy places the organism in Eukaryota, Fungi, Basidiomycota, Agaricomycetes, Polyporales, Fibroporiaceae. The record is from RefSeq and is a predicted model, not a curated record. The transcript is spliced from 6 exons.